This is a messenger RNA of Seminavis robusta, 387 nucleotides long. Lineage: Eukaryota; Bacillariophyta; Bacillariophyceae; Naviculales; Naviculaceae. The record is from the annotation of a GenBank genome assembly.
AUGCCGCUCAUAAAUCGAUUCUUUCUGCAUCUUCCAGGGGAGAACGAUCCAUUGCAGAACAGCGUGGAAGAAUCUGAUGAAGACGACUUUAAGGACUUGCGAGCUUGCAUCUACAAGGAUGAAGCUGAACUGAAAAGAUUCAGGCUGCUUCUGGUGAAUGUGGUGAUGGCCACAGAUAUCUGCGACAAGGAACAGGCACGGGGAGGGAUGAGGAAAACUCGAUGGCAAAAGGCCUUUUCCCAAGAUGCUGCUGGACCACCUCCAGAGACUGCAUCAAGGACAUCUCUCACAGGUCCCUCUGUGCAGAACAUUGGCACAAACGAAAAGGCCACAAUCGUUAUUGAGCAUUUGAUUCAAGCUUCAGAUGUGUCGCACACGCAUUGGUGA